GAAUAGUAGUGGAAGACUGUCUCCUCCUAUUACAAAACUUGCUGAAGAAUAAUAAUUCCAAUCAGAAUUUCUUCAAAGAAGGUUCGUACAUUCAGCGUAUGAAGCCUUGGUUUGAAGUCGGCGAUGACAACUGUGGGUGGUCUGCGCAGAAAGUAACUAAUCUUCACCUGAUGCUGCAGCUUGUGCGGGUACUCGUGUCUCCCACAAACCCCCCUGGUGCUACCAGCAGCUGUCAGAAGGCCAUGUUUCACUGUGGGUUGCUACAGCAGCUCUGCACGAUCUUUUUUCCUGCUGACAUCCUGACAGAAACCAUAAAUACUGUAUCAGAGGUCAUUCGAGGAUGCCAGAUGAAUCAAGACUACUUUGCCUCUGUAAAUGCACCUUCUAAUCCACCGAGGCCUGCAAUUGUCGUACUCCUGAUGUCCAUGGUAAACGAAAGGCAGCCUUUUGUGCUACGUUGUGCUGUUCUCUAUUGUUUCCAGUGCUUUCUAUACAAAAACCAAAAAGGACAAGGAGAAAUCGUCUCAACGCUUCUGCCAUCUACUAUUGACGCUACAGGUAACUCGGUCUCAGCUGGUCAGCUGCUCUGCGGGGGCCUUUUUUCCACGGACUCUCUCUCAAACUGGUGUGCCGCUGUGGCCCUGGCCCACGCGUUACAGGAAAACGCCACGCUGAAAGAACAGCUCCUGCGAGUGCAGCUGGCGACGAGCAUCGGCAACCCCCCAGUGUCGCUGCUGCAGCAGUGCACCAACAUCCUCUCGCAGGGCAGCAAAGUGCAGACCAGGGUUGGAUUACUGAUGUUGCUUUGUACCUGGCUAAGCAGCUGCUCCAUUGCUGUCACCCACUUCCUUCACAAUCCAGCCAACGUACCUUUUCUCACAGGGCAGAUAGCUGAAAACCUCGGAGAAGAGGAGCAGCUUGUCCAAGGCCUGUGUGCACUUUUGCUUGGCAUUUCCAUCUACUACAAUGACAAUUCCCUUGAAAAUUAUAGGAAAGAGAAGCUGAAGCAGCUGAUAGAGAAGAGGAUUGGCAGGGAGAACUUCAUUGAGAAGCUUGGCUUCAUUAGCAAACAUGAACUUUAUUCCAGAGCUGCUCAGAAACCACAGCCUAGUUUUUCUAGCCCAGACCACAUGAUGUUUGAUCAUGAAUUUACGAAGCUUGUAAAGGAAUUGGAAGGUGUCAUAAGUAAAGCUAUUUACAAGUCCAGUGAGGAAGAUAAAAAGGAGGAGGAGGUCAAGAAGACAUUGGAACAGCAUGACAACAUUGUGACUCACUACAAGAAGGUCAUCAGAGAGCAGGACCAGGAGCUUGAAGAAUUAAAACAACGAAUUAACACUUUAACAUCUCAGAAUGAACAGCUCCAAGCAACGGUUACGCAGCAAGUGUCGCAGAUCCAGCAGCAUAAGGACCAGUACAAUCUCCUUAAAGUACAGCUAGGAAAGGACACUCAGCAUCAUAAUUCCCACAGCGAUACGUUUCAGAUGAACGGCAUUCAGACAGAAGAAGUGAGCAGGUUGAAAGAAGAGUUGGAAGAAUGGAAAAGCAAGCAUGAACUGCUACAAGGGCAGUUGAGGGAAAGGGAUUCUGUGAUUGAAAAAUUGAACUCGUCACAGUUGGAAAUGGGAACACCAGAACAGCCUUCACAGACCAGCAAAUCCGGUGGCUUGGAGCUCAGUAAUGAACUACAGAAGGAAUUAGAAGUGCUCAGGAGUCAGCUACAACUACAGUCUGCAGAAAUCUCUAAGCUUCAGAUGGAGAAUCAAAAGCUGCAAGUAAUGAAUACAACCGCAGAUCCUGUGCUAGGAGAUGGUGCGACAGCAGCAAACAGCUCUGAACUGGAGGGACGACUUCAGCAAGAAAUAAAAGAACUGGAGAGUGAAGUCAAAGCCCUUUCCGAGGAAAAAGAGUCACUAAAACAGCACUUGGAUUCAUCCAGUAGUACGGUUGCUAUCUUGCAAGAUGAGAAAAGUAAACUUCAGCAAGAAGUUGCAGAAUCAAAGAAAGAACAGGAUGAUCUUCUGGUGCUGUUGGCUGACCAGGAUCAGAAACUCUCUGCACUGAAGAUCAAAUUGAAGGAUCUUGGUGUACCGGUUGAAGAUGAAGAUGAUAUUGAAUCUGGAGAUCAAGGGGAUGAAGAUGAGGAUGGGGAUGAAGAGGAGCAAGACUAG
Messenger RNA from Eurypyga helias (sunbittern), 2168 nucleotides. RefSeq names its product general vesicular transport factor p115-like. The record is from RefSeq and is a predicted model, not a curated record. Gene Ontology annotation, cellular component: Golgi membrane; cytoplasm; endoplasmic reticulum. Lineage: Eukaryota; Metazoa; Chordata; Aves; Eurypygiformes; Eurypygidae. Gene Ontology annotation, biological process: transcytosis; vesicle fusion with Golgi apparatus; intracellular protein transport.